Trematosphaeria pertusa is the source of this 1334-nucleotide messenger RNA. RefSeq names its product Aldo/keto reductase. The record is from RefSeq and is a predicted model, not a curated record. Bases 141 to 1235 code for a protein of 364 amino acids. The transcript has 4 exons. NCBI's taxonomy places the organism in Eukaryota, Fungi, Ascomycota, Dothideomycetes, Pleosporales, Trematosphaeriaceae.
GUAGAUCAUCACAUCCUAUCCUAUCGAACCCCAGUUCUUGUCCUUCAGCCCUCUCCCUCGUGCGAGAGAUACUACGCCUUUUUACCUACUUACUUCACACGACUUCGAGUCGGAAAGAGUUUCAUAGCUCUUGCUCCAAAAUGGCUUCUGGAUCCUCCCUCCGCACUAUCUACCAGGCCACCGUCAAGGACGAUGGCUCCCCAAAGAUGAAAUACAACCGCCUCGGCAAAUCCGGCCUCAAAGUCUCCGCCGUCAUCCUUGGCGCCAUGGGCUACGGCACGCCCAGUAUCGGAGGCCCCUGGGUCCUCGAGGAAGACAAGGCCCUCCCUCUUCUUAAAUACGCCUACGACAAGGGCAUCAACACCUGGGACACGGCGGACUUCUACUCGCUCGGCAAGUCCGAGGAGAUCCUCGGCAAGGCGAUCACGACGUAUGGCAUUCCGCGCGAGAAGCUGGUGCUGAUGACGAAGUGCUUUUUUGGCUGCGGCGAGGAGGAGGUUAUGAAGAGUGGCACGCUGGAUCCGAUGGUCGCGAUGACGAAUGAUGGCGGGUUGGUGAAUCGAGCGGGGUUGAGUAGGAAGCAUGUGCUGGAUGCGGUGGAGGAGAGUGUGAAGAGAUUGGGAACUUACAUCGACGUCCUCCAAAUCCACCGUCUAGACCGCGACACGCCGCCCGAGGAGAUCAUGCGCGCUCUCAACGACGUCAUCGAGAGCGGGAAAGUGCGCUACAUCGGCGCCAGCUCAAUGGCGGCCUGGGAGUUCCAAAUGCUCAACAACAUCGCCUCCCGCAACGGCUGGCACACCUUCAUCAGCAUGCAAAACUACCACAACCUUCUGUACCGCGAAGAGGAGCGUGAAAUGCACGCCUACUGCGCCCACGCGGGCAUCGGCCUCGUGCCCUGGUCGCCCCUUGCCGGCGGCAUCCUCGCCCGCCCCUGGAGCGCCCGCAAGAGCACCACGCGCAGCGAGGACAAUCCGUAUGUCGACCUCAUCGCGGGCCCGGGCGACCAGGCGGUUGUGGACCGCCUGGAGGAGGUGAGUAAGCGCCUGGGCAAGAGCAUGGCACAGGUGGCGACGGCGUGGAGUUUGGCUAAAGGCGUGAAUCCGAUUCUGGGGCUGAGUAGCGAGAGGAGGAUUGAUGAGGCGGUGGAGAGUGUGGGGUUGGUGCUUGCGGAGGAAGAUAUUAAGGCGCUGGAAGAAGUGUACAAGGCGAAGCCGGUGGCGCCAGUGUUUUAGGAGGGCAGAGAGGGGAGGUUGGACAUUGGUGGUGGUUGUGCUAGCAAUGGGUAUGUAGAGACAGUAAUGCGCACACACACACAAACAAAUAUAGAGAAG